This is a messenger RNA of Clunio marinus, 3430 nucleotides long. Lineage: Eukaryota; Metazoa; Arthropoda; Insecta; Diptera; Chironomidae. The record is from the annotation of a GenBank genome assembly.
AUGGCUGAAGAUGUUUAUAAAGAUCAAGUUAAACGACUACAAAAAGAACUCGAUGAAGAGAGGAAGAAAUCUGAAGAUCUUCAAUUUUCAUUUGAUGAAGCAGCAAUUUCUGCCGAAGAGUCGACUACGUCCAUCAAAACUUUCAAAGAGAAGAUCGCAAGAUUGGAGAAUGCGUUAAGACUUGCUCAAGGUGGAGGUGACCAAGCUUCUGCGGGAAUUGAAAGCAAAGAGAACACCGAAAUAUUAAAUCAAAAGCUUAAUGAAAUUAGCAUCCAGCUUCAAACCUCUGAAGAUGAGAAAAAAAUUCUCGAAAAAGAAAUAAAAACUCUAAAUGAGAAUCUGGUUGAAAUUCAAAAGAAAUUCGAAUUGAAAUCGUCUUCUGCUUCAGAUGAUGAAAAACGCUUGAAAGAUAAUGUAAGUGCAUUAGAAAGAAACAUUGAAGAACUCAAAGCAGAACUUUCAUCGCAAAAAGAAGAAAAAAGAAAAUUCGAAGAGUUCAAAGAUGAACAAGCUAAAAAGCUUGACGAUGAAAUGAAAAAUAAGCUUAAAGAAGCUCAAGACAUGACAGAGAAAUUAAAACUUGAAGUGAGUGGGAAGAACGAAGAAGUUGAAAAGCUCAAGAAAGACAUCGAAAAUCUUACAAGCUCUGAUGCUGGCACUCAGGAAAUGAUCGAUGAGCUGGUUGCAUCUAAAGUAAAACUCGAGACUGAAAUCACAACCAAAGAAACAGAAAUAAAAGAUUUUGGAGAGAAAAUUGACAAAUUAGAAAAGGAAGUCAGUGAACGUGACAAAUGCAUGGCUGGCCUUGAAAUGGAAGUUUCCACUUACACUUCAACAUUAAAACUUAAGGAAGCGCAAAUUGAUCUUCUUAAAGGAGAUAUUGAAAAGAUGAAUAAAGAAAAAGACGAUGACAAUAAAAAGAAUGAAAGUAACGUUACAUUCUUAACUGAAUUGAAAGUUUCACUCGAUGAAAAAAUUAAAUUUAAAGAAAAUGAAAUUGAAAAUCUCACAAUGAAGCUGAGUCAAGUUGAACGUGAUGAUGCUGAAAAGGCAUCACGUUUAGAAAAGAUCGAAGCUUCUCUUGCUCUAUUAGGAAAUAAACUUCUUGAGACAGAAGUUAUCUCAAAGAAUCUUCUCGAUGACAAAAAUAAACUCGAAGUUGAUAGGAAUGAUUUGACACGAAAACUUGGUGCUCAUGAAGAGAAAAUUAAUCAAUUGCUAGAACAGAAAACUAAACUGCAGAAUGAUUUAGAAACCACCAAUUCAUCAUCACUUGACAUCAAUUCAGAGCUUUUGAAGCUCAACAAUGAACUAAAAGAGAAGCAAGCAGCUUUUGAAUCUUAUCAACAACAAGCGGAGAAUGCAAAAUUAUUAUUGGAACGUCAAGUUGAUGAACUUCAACGACAAAAUGGAUUGUUGGAACAACAAAUUGAGAAAAUUAAGAGUGAAAUGGAUAUUUUGCAAGCCCAAAAAAUUGAGAGUGAAAAUCAAUUGAAUCAGGAGCUUCAAAACAUCAAAUUAACAUCAGAUGAAGAGAAAUUAGAACUUCGUCAAACAUUAACAAAUUUGCGUAAUGAUAAUGAGAAUGAAAAAGCUCGAUUGACUCGUGAGAAGCAACAAAUAAUAGAAGCAUUUGAGAAGACGAAGGAAGAGAUGGAAUCGAAAAUACGCAACAUGGAGAUGGACUCAAAGUCAUCGAUUGAAAUUUUGAGCAAAGAAUCUGACGAGAAACUUUCACUUCAUCAGCAGGAAAUUGCUAAAGUGAACGAAGAACUGAAAAAAGCUCACGAACAAUUAAAAUUAACAGCAUCGGGAACUGAAGAGAAAAUCAAAACUCUUGAUGAUAUUCAACAGAAAUGUUAUGAUCAAGAGCAGAAAAUUAACGAUCUUAACAACUUACUUGAGAAUGAAAAGGCUUUAAAGAAGAAACUUGAAGAUUCUCUUGAGGAAUCACGGCAAAAGUUCCGGGAACUUGAAGAUGAACAAGUUGAUGUUGUAAACAAGAAACAAGAAUUUAAAGUUGAGUUGGAAAAUCUUCAACAAAAGAUUAGUGAAAUGAGUCAAAGUCAUGAAUCUUUCCAUGAGCAAUCAAAGCUCGAAAAGAAAAAUUCCGAGUUGCAGAGAGCGACAUUAGAACAAAAGUUUCAGGAAAUGGAUGCAAAGAUUAUUGAACUGCUUCAAGAAAAGUCAAAGAAAGAUCAGGAAAAUGUUGAAACUACCGAGAAACUUCAUUUGCGUGAACAGGAAGUUACAAAACUUCACGAUGCAAUUUCAACAAUGCAUUUGAAGUUAAAGAAAAAUGAAGAAGAAACUCAGAAAGUUCUUAAAGGAAAAGAUGAAGAAUUAUUGAAAGCUGUUCAUGAAAGCUCAACGAAUGCUAAUCUCGUCGCUGAUUUACAGAAUAAUUUGGAUAAUUUCAAAGCACUUCUCAACUCAACUUCCAAUGAAAAGAAAUCGUUGAGCAGUGAAGUUGAAAAACUUAAUGAAACAAUUUCAGUUCGAGAUUUUGCAAUUAAUGAGCUUGAAAAUAAAGUUUAUCAAAUUGAAAGUCAGAGCAAAGAGAUUCAAAACCAACUGAAAAAUAUUGAAAGCUCAAGAGGGAUUGAAAAGAAUGAAUCGGAAAUGAAAAUUAAAGAUUUAAUGGAAAAGCUUCGACUCAUUGAGUCUUCUACUGAAAAAGAGGUUUCUAAGUUAACAUUGCAAUUAAAUGUUUCUCAAAAUCAAAUGAAAUCGGUUGAGGAUCAGACGAGAUCUUCAAUUGAAGGCAUCAAAGAGUGGCAGAAACGCGAGAAUGAAUUAACAUUCAAAAUUAAAGAACUCGAAAUAAGAGAGGCUGAAUUGGAGUUGUCGAACCAAGGAUUGAAGAGAAAGUAUGAAGAUCUUGAAAAGUCCAAAGAAGUUCCAUCAAACAACCAACCUCACAGUCAGGAAAUGGUUGAGCAUAUUGAGUUUCUUAAUGGGAUUAUAUCUGACAUGCAUAAGAAAAACUUAAAACUCACAGAGAAAGUCGAAUUACUGCUUGCUGGUUCAUCAAAAUCAAGUCAUAACUUCAGUCUUGACUUUCUUGAUAAGAAAAAGCCAGCACCACGUCUUUAUUGUGACAUUUGCGAAAUGUUUGAUGCUCAUGACACCGAAGAUUGUCCACAACAAUGCUCUGAGAUGGAUUUACCAACACAGAAAGAAAAAAACCCAAAAAUGCCAGGUCUACCGACUCCCAGAACUUAUUGCGAUCUUUGUGAAGAAUUCGAUCAACACGACACUGCCGACUGUCCAAAUGCUGACGAUGAAACGUUCUGAAAAAUUAUUUAUUUUUUUAGUGUUGACUUUUGUAACAAAUAUCAAAAAAUUAAAUAUCAUUUUAUGAUAGUUAGCAACAUUCAUCUGUUUACCAAAAUUUAAAUAAAAUAUUUUCUCUGUUUUCGAUCUUAAA